Messenger RNA from Amphibalanus amphitrite, 1330 nucleotides. RefSeq lists its product as uncharacterized. The record is from RefSeq and is a predicted model, not a curated record. NCBI's taxonomy places the organism in Eukaryota, Metazoa, Arthropoda, Thecostraca, Balanomorpha, Balanidae. The transcript is spliced from 3 exons. Bases 1 to 1011 code for a protein of 336 amino acids.
AUGACACCACCGAGCAGACUAGUCCUCGGGGUCCCUCUCGCAGCACUGCUGCUUCAGAUUGCUUACGAAGCCCCGACCCACUGUAACCCCGCGGCGUCCGUCCGACCGUCAGGCUCGGGGACGGUGUUCGAUGCCAACCUGUUCCAGCAGACGUUCGACGUGCUGGGAGCGCGCUUCUGUCUGCCGGCCGACUUUGACAACUCAACCAUCAGCCAGCUGGCGAGCGCCUGCGAGGCCAGAGCCACCGCCCCGGUCCAGCCGCCCGAGUGUGCGGGCGCUUCCUCGCUGGGAAGCUUCUACAACUGUCUGACCAGAGAACGCGGAAUUCUGAACGCUGACGCUACUGUGCUCGACACUGCCCGCGUGGUGGCCGGCAUCAACCGCUACUCGCGGGACCCCGCCUGGACCGCCAAGACCACGCGGAUCGUGCAUAAGUGCCUGGAGUACGCCUCUGACGGCCUGACGACACGCCAGCUGACUGUGUACACCUACCUCUGCCUCAAGUGGAGCCUGUUCGCCGAUUGUGACCUCCAGCAGGAGCAGCGGGGGGCCCUGGACGAGGAGGGAGCGCUGCGCAGGGCCCGCUUCCUCUCCGGAUACUGCCCGCUCAGCCCCAAUACGCUCAAAGGAGUCCUGGAGCACAUCACCGGGCGAACGCUGCAGGAGUGCGGAAAGGGCCUCUACGCGGGCCACGAGCCGCACCAGCUGUACCAGGCUGAGAUCGCUCGCCUCGUGUGCCUGUUCCAGAAGUUUAUCGGCGCCGACGGCACGAUCGAUCUGCAGGCCGUGAAGCUGGCCAUCACCUACGGAGAGGGCGCCAAGUUCCGAGAGGCGGUGGAGGGCUGCAUACGCACCCAGACCAAGGCCGGCCCGGGCGGCUACAACCGGCUCACUGCCGAGGAGUUCGUCCAGUGCUGGGCCGACAGGGGCGUCAUCAGCUGCGUCCAUCAGGAGGCCAACCAGGUGGGCGCGCAGCACCCCGACAACUGCGACGUCACCCUCAGCUUUUAAUGUAACCCCACGCCGACGCCAUUGACGUCACCCUCGGCAAUUGACGUCAAACCUCGGCAACGGAGGUUAACGUCAACGGCGCCAAUUCUUGCACCUGACUGAAACACUUUUUAUGUGGAAAUGACUGACCUAUCAAUCGGAAGAUCACAAGAGAUUAGAAAAACAUUAACAUAUCUUAUAACCCAGCACAGCAUCUUGUCUUCGACUGUGUGACCAUUGCUACAUUUAUCAAAGACCAUGUCGUGCAAAAAAGUUUUACCUAUACCUGCAGUGUCCACUGUCCAUUGUCCAACCAAUGCAAAUAAAGUCAACAGCUUUC